Owenia fusiformis is the source of this 2107-nucleotide messenger RNA. Lineage: Eukaryota; Metazoa; Annelida; Polychaeta; Sabellida; Oweniidae. The record is from the annotation of a GenBank genome assembly.
GCCCGAUACAGAAUUAAGAAAGAAAACAUUCAAAAGCGUGAAAUAUUUCUUUUAUUUACGCAUAUCGUGUCAUAUAUACGCAAAAUGAAGGUUCUCUGAUAUCCUGAAAAUGAAUAAAGGGUGGCUUGAGCUAGAGAGUGAUCCAGGGCUCUUUACACUACUCCUGGAAGAUUUUGGUGCCCAAGGUGUUCAGGUAGAAGAGAUCUAUGAUUUGCAGAAACUAAUUGAAGGGCCAGUGUAUGGCUUUAUCUUUCUGUUCAAAUGGAUAGAAGAACGUCGUUCCAGGCGGAAAGUCAUCCAGGAAGCUGAAACCUUUGUUACAGAUGAAGAAAUUGUUAACAGCAUGUUCUUUGCCCAACAGUUGAUCCCUAACUCUUGUGCCAGCCAUGCUUUACUCAGUGUACUGCUGAACUGUGACAAACUCAAGUUAGGACCAAUCCUUGAGAAACUGAAGAAAUUCUCAGGACACAUGUCCCCUGAGGACAAAGGUUUUGCAAUUGGUAACAUGCCAGAGCUCUUCAAGGCACAUAACAGUCAUGCAAGAAAAGAUACUAGCAGUCUGACUGACAGGCAGAGAGACUUGACCCCAGGAGCAGGAAGAACCAUCGGUGACGCUUUCCACUUUGUCAGCUAUGUUCCCAUUAAUGGCAGACUCUUUGAAUUGGAUGGCCUCAAACCUUACCCCAUAGACCAUGGUCCCUGGUUAGAGGGGGAGGAAUGGACAGCACAGUUCACUAGAGUGAUCACAGAGAGAUUGGGCAUGGCUACAGGAGGGGAGCCCUAUCAUGACAUCAGAUUCAACCUUAUGGCAGUUGUACCUGAUAGGAGACGUCUUUUUGAACAGAAGCUAAGUAUCCUGAAGACCAACAGACAGAUCGUUCUUGAGGCACUACAACAGAUGGUGAAAGUCUCUUCAGCUGAGCCGAAACCUGGACCCAAUGUAACAACACGUAGAAUGAAUCGUGUAAAAGCUGCGGAAGCCUCUGUCAAAACAGAAGCUCCAGAUGCGUCCGUGUCGCAGAAAAAGCACAGCAGCAACGCCCCAUCCCCAUGUAAACUUCCCCCAGCUUUGGACUCUCAUAAUUAUGCAAAGAGCCCUCUAACAGAUGAGCUUGCUGAGGAUGGGGAAUGUGAUGUGCAGAUUAAGCGUUCAGGAUCAGAUACGGAGAGUGAUAAUGAGGUCCAGAUAUUAGAACAUGAGAGUGAACUUAAUAAGACUAUUGACCCUCCUUGUGAUGAAAAAACUGAGAAAAUCCAAGUUCCAAAUGCAGACCAGAUUAAAAAUGUAAAAUCAGACAAAGUGAAAAUACAUAUUACUGUCAAAGAGGAGCUUGAAGAUGGUAGCAUGGUAACCAUGCCAACCACCAUAGCAACAACAGAUGUGACUAAACCAUUGACAAUUCAAACAAAAUUUGGGAGUACCCCUUCAAACAGUGCCCCAACUAGCACAGAAACUGCUUCUGAGACUAGCACAAGUCUCUACUCUCCUCUAUGUUCAACGAUACCCCAGACAAGUCCCAAGCUAGAACCCACUCUCGACUCUAAACCUGACCCUGAAACUUUGGACAAUUCACAAGGGAGCGCCGACAAUGAUACUAGUGCUGAGGUUACCCAGAUUCUUCAAGACACCUCUGAGAAACUGAAAAAGGAAGAAAGUGGUGGUGGGAGUGUUGAAAGGAGGAAGCCAAGACAAGGAUUUACACCUAAGGAUCUACUGGCAUUACUGAAGAAUGUAGAGAAUGAAAUACUACAAUGUGAGAACAAUCUGAGAGAUGAGGUAGAGAAGAGGAAUAAGUACAAGAUUGAUGACUGUAGGAGGACGCAUAACUAUGACCAGUUCAUAUGUACAUUCCUCUCUAUGCUGGCUGAGCAGGGCCACUUGGCUAAUCUUGUAGAGGAACACAUGUCCGUGUCUAAGAGACGCUCAGGCAAUGGACUCUCAAGGACUAGCCAAUCUAGAAAACCUGAUAAAAGAUCUCGGAAAACUAAGACAAAGAAACGAAGAUAGCGUGAACUGAAAUGUGAAUUUACGUAGAUGAAACAUUGUACAUGUAAUCUUAUUGAAUACAUAUUAGUGUUUCUAAUAUUUUAGACAGCCAUAUGCAUC